Ilex paraguariensis (yerba mate) is the source of this 1323-nucleotide messenger RNA. NCBI's taxonomy places the organism in Eukaryota, Viridiplantae, Streptophyta, Magnoliopsida, Aquifoliales, Aquifoliaceae. The record is from the annotation of a GenBank genome assembly.
AUGAAGAGGGAGACACAGCCUUGCAUGACGCUGUGCAGUAUCAUCACCUUGAUGUGGUCAAGUAUAUUCUACAAGAAGACUCUUGAGUUUUCAUAUACCACCAACAUAGGUGGGGAGACUCCACUUUAUAUUGCUUCCUGGAGAGGAUAUCACGACUUGGUUGCAGUGAUUUUGAAACUAUGCAAAUCACCACCACCUGACGGUGGCCCGGAUGGAAGUACAGCUUUACACGGCGCAGUAAUUUUUAUAAGUCAAGGGUGUACUAGAAAAUCAGUGGAUUUGAACAAAUCUCUAGCGAUGGAAACAGAUGAAAAUGGAUAUAGUCCACUCCAUUAUGAUGCACUAUUUGGAGAUUAUCCUUUUAUGGCAUCCCAACUAUUAGAUGCGGAUAAUUCUGUUGCAUAUCUUGUAGACAAUGACAAGAAUAUUGCUCUUCACAUAGGAGUUAGCAGAGGUGAUUAUCAUCUAGCUAGAAAACUUAUAUUAAGCUGCCCAGAUUGUAGUGAGAUGGUAAAUGGUAGAAGACAAAAUAUUCUUCACAUCGCACUGGCGUAUAAGGAUGAUUUCAUGGUAGAAUGUAUCCUCAAAAACUGCAGAGGAAUCAGCUCUCUUAUGACACAGAAAGACGAAGAUGGCAACACACCUCUCCAUUUGAUGGCUACUUCUAAUCUCAAAGUCCGUGAACUCAUAAAACAUGCUAUGACGGAUAAGGCUGCCUUAAACAAGCAACAUUUUACUCCCCUAGACAUGGUAGCUGAAGAACAUGGUGAUUUAUGGUGGGCACUCAAAAAUGCUAGGAGUAAAUCAGGCCUUCAGAAAGUAAUGAGCAACCGACAAGACAAGAGAAAGAGAACAACCGAAAAGGAAGAUUGGGUAGCUGAAGAGAAGGAAAGACUAGCAGAGAUCAGGAAAGCAUUCGACAUCAAUAUGAUAGUGGCUGCACUUAUAGCCGCAGUAACACUCGCGGCUGGAUUCACCGUGCCUGGUGGCUACAACCAAAGUGGCACCACAAGCCCAGUCCUAGGAAUGGCAGUUCUAUCAGGAAAACCAGCUUUUCCAGCAUUUAUGGUAUCAGAUACUAUGGCUCUUCUACUCUCUUGUGUAGCUAUAUUUCUCAACUUUUGGGGGUCAUGGAUGGAUACCGUAGAAACUAUCGAGAAAUUUGCCAUUGUCACUACACGUAUUGUUACUGCAUUCAGUACAGCGAUUUAUGUGGUGUUGGCACAAUCCUCAGCCCUUGCAAUCGCCACAUGUGUUGUGGGUGUCAUAUCAAUACCCAUUUCUUUUUUGUUGUGCUUCAGACUUGGCCAUGUAAGCCUUUGA